Notolabrus celidotus (New Zealand spotty) is the source of this 1282-nucleotide messenger RNA. RefSeq names its product apolipoprotein A-I-like. Bases 287 to 1054 code for a protein of 255 amino acids. NCBI's taxonomy places the organism in Eukaryota, Metazoa, Chordata, Actinopteri, Labriformes, Labridae. Gene Ontology annotation, cellular component: high-density lipoprotein particle; extracellular region; blood microparticle. Gene Ontology annotation, biological process: cholesterol efflux; cholesterol biosynthetic process; high-density lipoprotein particle assembly. The record is from RefSeq and is a predicted model, not a curated record. Gene Ontology annotation, molecular function: phosphatidylcholine-sterol O-acyltransferase activator activity; cholesterol binding; phospholipid binding. The transcript has 3 exons.
UUGUAGCAAUAAUCGUGCUUUAUAUUAAAAUAGGUAUCUGGAAUAUAAUCUCUUACAUGUAGCUGCAAGUAUGAAUGUGCAGUAUACACAGUCUACGCCUGUUUGUGAGUGCUCCAUGGCCCAAGGUGUCACUGAGGAUAGCAGGGUGAGGCCAGGUGACAGCAAGGCACUAGUAUCUGGACUUUGGGAUCAUUACUGACCAGCUCGCUAUAUAAGCGCCAGAAUCUCACCACCUAAGCACAAGCGCUUCCAAGUGGACUUUCAGAGAACCACUCACAAGAGAGUCAUGAAGGUCCUUGCUGUGCUCGUCCUUGUCGUUUUCACCGGCUGCAAUGCCAACCUCCUCUAUGCUGAUGAACCCAAGCCACAGCUGGAAGUGCUGACUGAAGCAUUCUGGGACUAUGUUGCCAAAGCCACCCAGACAGCUGAUGACACCGUCCAGAUGAUCAAACAGUCUCAGUUUGGUCAGGAUAUGACUGCUCGUAUCACCGAGGGUGCAGAUGCUGCCACAUUGUACGCUCAAAGAGUCCAGCAGCAGCUUCCCCCUGGGGCCCAGGACAUGAUCAGCACAGUCUCCAUGGAGACCUACGCCCUGAGAAUGCGUUUGGAGAAGGACAUUGCCACAGUCAAGGAAAAGAUUGAUCCCUUAACUGAAGACAUGAAGGUCAAGAUCCAAGAAAGAGUGGAGCUGCUGAAACAGGAGCUGGCCCCCUAUGCAGACUCCCUGGACUCUGAGGCUCUGAGAACAACCUUGAUGCAGAAGACUGAGGAGCUGAAGGCCAGCCUGGAGCAGAGCGUGCAGGAUCUGCAGACUCAGCUGGAGCCCUACACUGAAGACAUGAAGCAGAAGGUGGACCAGCACCUGCAGGAAUUCAAGGAGAGGUUGGCGCCUGUGACAGAGAAGGUCCAGAGUGAGGUGUCUCAGAGAGUCCAGCUGGUGAGAGAUAUGGCCUCUCCCUACGUUGAUGAUCUGAGGGGAAAACUGGACCCCUUGACCCAGGACGUCCAGGCUCGUCUCAACAACCUCUAUGAGUCCUUUGUCAAAACCAACUAAAUCAACAAGAAAGAAAGAAACUGCACCAAAUGAAAAAGUAUUCUCUGAACCCUAGAUCAUGUUGUCAAGUUUACAACCACUAGCUCAUCUUCUCAAAAGUUGCACAUGUCCAAAGAUAUAUUUGAAGUAUUAACAAGGUGUUAAAUGAUACAUAUAGAGUGUUGGUCUGUGACCUUCAUGGUGUUCUCUUCCUAUAUUAUGGAAAUAAAGUAAAAAGCAAAACAUUAA